Nezara viridula (southern green stink bug) is the source of this 2774-nucleotide messenger RNA. NCBI's taxonomy places the organism in Eukaryota, Metazoa, Arthropoda, Insecta, Hemiptera, Pentatomidae. The record is from the annotation of a GenBank genome assembly.
GAACAUUUAAGUAAUAGGUUUUAUUAUUUUGAUUUUUCAAUUACGAGAAACGACUUUUGUAAAUUGUUUAGUUGCUCAUAAUAAAUCGUCAAAUAGUUCAAAGAAGUACAAACACAUUAGUGACUGUUUGAUACCGGCAAAAUGGCUUCUAAGGAUACGGAGGUUAUUUUUAAAGUAAACAACAACAUGACUAACACUAGUCCCUUAAUUUUUAAUUCUGAAUUGAAGCAAGUUGUUAAUAGUUCAAAAGUACUAGUAGUUGGUGCUGGUGGAAUAGGAUGCGAGUUACUAAAAAAUCUUGUACUGACUGGAUUUGAAGAUAUCGAAGUUAUUGAUUUGGAUACAAUAGAUGUAAGUAAUCUUAACAGGCAGUUCCUUUUCCAAAAGAAACAUGUUGGCAAAUCUAAAGCUGAAGUUGCAAAACAAAGUGUUCUCCAAUUCAAUCCCAAUGCAAAAAUAAUUGCACACCAUGCAAGUGUUACAAGCCCAGACUUUGGAGUUGGAUUCAUACAGAAAUUCAACGUUGUUAUGAAUGCUUUAGACAAUAGAGUUGCAAGAAAUCAUGUUAAUAGGCUUUGCUUGGCUGCUGGAGUUCCUCUGAUUGAAAGUGGAACUUCUGGUUAUUCAGGCCAAGUAGAAUUAAUUGUCAAGAAACUUACAAAAUGUUACGAGUGUGAUCCAAAAGCAAAUCCCAAAACUUUUCCAGGAUGCACAAUACGUAAUACCCCAUCACUUUUAAUACAUUGCAUAAUUUGGGCCAAACAUCUUUUUAAUCAACUGUUUGGAGAACAUGACCCUAGGGAAGAAGACUUCGAUGUUUCACCUGAUCCUACUGAUGCCGAAUCAGGUGGUGAUCCAAAUCCUGAUGUCCGAAGAUUGUCUACUAGAGAGUGGGCAAAAACGGUUGGGUACGACCCUCAACAGCUUUUUGUGAAAUUAUUUGAAGAUGAUAUUCAGUAUUUGCUUACAUUAAAAGGGUUAUGGGAAGAUAGAAGACCACCUACACCACUGAAAUGGAAUGAAGCUCUUGAAACCGUUGAUAAUGUCCUACAACCUGAUAACCAAAACAUGUUAAAAGAUCAGAAAAUAUGGAAUUUAUCUGAAUGUGUUAAAAUGUUUCAAGAAAGUUUAUCUGGUCUCAAGAAGGCGUUGGAGGAAAACAAUAAUGGAUUGGAUUGGGAUAAAGAUGACAAAUCCUCAAUGGAUUUUGUGGCAUCUGCUGCUAAUAUUCGAGCUCACAUUUUUGGUAUUCCUGUCAAAUCAAGAUUUGAUAUUAAAUCAAUGGCUGGAAAUAUCAUACCAGCGAUUGCUACAAGUAAUGCCGUUGUUGCUGGUCUUGUCGUUUUGAAUGCCAUUAAUGUUCUUCGUGGAAAACUGGAUCAGUGUGAGUCAGUUUAUUUGAGGAAAGCGCCGAACCCUAGAAAUAUUUUAAUUGUAAGAGAGAAAUGUUUAGAGCAACCCAAUCCUAAAUGCUGUGUUUGCUCCGAAAAACCACAGGUUACUAUAGCUACAGAUUUAAUGAAAAUGAAGUUAAAGGAUUUCGAAUCUCUAGUUUUGAAAGAAAAAUUAAAUAUGAUUGAACCUGAUGUUCAAAGAGAUUCCACAGGUUGUGUUAUUAUUUCUAGUGAAGAAGGUGAAACCGACCAUAACAAUGAUAAAACUCUAAAGGAAUUAGGAAUAUCUGAUGGUACUAUUUUACUCGCUGAUGACUUUGUUCAAAAUUACCAAUUAAAGAUCAUCAUGGCCCACAGGUGGUGGUAAUGAUAAUUGAGAACGUUUAAGACUACAAAAAAUGUUUAUUGAAAAAAAAAAUUCUUUAAUGUAGGUUGUAGACAGUGAUGAGAAAAAUGAAAUUAAAAAAAAUAUAUAUUCAUAGAACAUGUCCAAUUAGAAUAAUACUUGAGGUACACUACGAUUGAAUUUCUUUUGAGAAUCACCCAUGUAUCUAUUUGAGAGUUGGGAAGAGAGGACCCUCCAUUUUUUAUGGCGGGCGAUCCUAGUGAAUUAAAACCUCAAAAAGAAGAAGUCAAAUCUGAUGAUCACCCAGAGAAGAAUGGUGAUGAUACUGACGAAGUUAACAUUAUAGAUGAUGAUGAUGAGCUAAUGAUAAUCGAGGAAGAGGAAGAAGAAUCAAGAAAGAGAAAGAACGAGGAUAUAGUUCCAGUUCCUGUUAAAAAGCGACGGACUGAAGAGAUGCCUAACAAUUUUGAAACUAAUGAAACAAUACAUAUUUAAGUUGUAAACUAAAAAUUAUUAUUUUUUUAUACAUUUAUGAUAUAAAUGUAUGUACAUUUUUAAUCCUAUCUUUUUGAGAAAUUUGUGAAUAUUAGAAUAAGUUUAAUAUUGUAACACCUGAAUAUUAGAAUAAGUCUAAUAUUGUAACCAUUUAUGUUUAUAAAAUAUUAUUUUUAAACUGUUUGAUAUUAUUUAAUUCAGUUACAUUAAUAUCCUUUGAUUUUAUUCUUUGAACUGCUGCAAAGUUUUCUUCGUUUGGUUAACUAUGUCAGUUAAUGGUCAGUUUAGAUCUAAAUUAAAUUUAUUUUUCUCAAAAAAAGAAAUAUAAUUUAUCCCUAAGUAAGGGAAAUAUUUUUUGAAUACCUACUUGUAAGUUAUAGAAUCCUUUAUUGUUUCAUCUUUUAAUUAUUAUAGGAUUUUAUUUUCCAAUUUUGUAAGAUCAAUUAUAUAAGCCAACAGGAAUGUAAUCAAAUUUAUCAGAUUAAAAAUUGAUUUAAAAAAAAUUGUAGAAAUUGAAAUAAAAGCAACUAGACAUAUUA